AUGUGUAAAUAACAUCUUAAUAUCGAACAAAUCAUAUUAUUAUAUUUAUCCAAAAGGAAGCUUCAUCGAAAUACCCGUCACUGUUAUUCUAAAACAAAAUGUAUUUAACGUGUAGGUAUCAAAAUAAAACGUGGCGUCAGUCAAUGUGAGAGUAGAGUGUUAUCUAUGAAGGGUACUUGACAGUAUUUUUUACUCCAAUUAGGUCCACGAGGAAGGUGUUACGAUAGCUAGAGGAUUACAUCAGUGAUGGGUUCCGUGGCCAGUUUAAUAUUCUUGCCCGACUCUGACUGCUUGGUGGUCAAAGACAAAAUCAAAACUACAGACGCUAACUGGAUAACGACCCAUGCGAUAGCAGCAGAGCUGAGUAUAGCCGAAACGGAGAGACUCUGGUUCCGGUUCCGCCAGCUUGGUUGCAAUAAGGACGGAGUUAUCACUGAAUCCAUUGUACAAACUAUCAAACAGGAUGCCUUCGCCAAGGGGAUUUUGAAAAUGUUCCUGUCUAGUAAAAAGAAGUUGACGUUCGAGAAUUUCCUACGAGGAAUGAAGUGGUGCGAAACUGGGGAUACGGAUACCAAGCUGAAAGCUGUGUUCAACCUGCUAGGUAGCUCAAAGAAUGUGACACGAGCAAAUUUUAUCAAGGUGUUGGAACUGGUAUACACCAACCCAGAAGAUAAAAAGGCAAUACCUGGGAUUGCAGACGUUGUUUUUCAACAAAUGGACUCGGACAAAAAUGGUAACUUUAGUGAGAAUGAGUUCGUUGACGGGAUUAAAAGAGCCAUACCUGAAGAACUGCUCCAACAAGUUCUGGAGUUCGAAGUGCUGCCUAAUUACAUGAGGGAACGUCUCUACGAAGACUUACCCGAGUUCCAGAUGGACGUGACCUUGCCUAGUGGAGAAUCCAGUGCAGCACCAUCUCCGUCCCCGAGCACGUUCAUUGGUGGACUAUCGACGGGACGAUCCACUCCUUCCGAUCGCACUAUCAAACACCUUGUAGACAAGAUAUACACCAAAGAUCUGGAACGCCUUAGUAACAAACUCGGUCUGACCAAGGAGGACCAUGACGAGUUAAAGAAUAAAUCUCGGGAUAACAAGCACCUGGCAACUUUGAUCUUAGUAAAGUACAGAGAGAGGGCUGGAGGCCAGACCAACAGCAGGGACUUAGAAAGGGCGCUUCGAGAUGCAGGCAUGAUCGAAGCGUCUAAACUACUUGCGCCAUGACGUCACCAUUAUCACGUACCGAGGUAUUGCUACAGCCAAACAGUGUCAACAACAUUACGUACCACCAUGUUCUGUUGUAGCCAAACUUACUUUGACUUCUUGUCCUUAAGAGGAGCCACAACUCGUAACCAUAACAACAUUGCCGCAAUAUUGAUGCGUACUCUUGAAAACUUGAACAUGACGGUCAUGCUAUUGACGGACUGCAAAAUGGGGUUAUUGUGAUGGAAGUUUAACGAGUACCGUAACUAAUUUGUCAAGGACCAUUCCUUUUUAUUGAAUAAAUAUACAAAAUAUUAUA
Molecule: messenger RNA, 1516 nt
Organism: Pecten maximus
Lineage: Eukaryota; Metazoa; Mollusca; Bivalvia; Pectinida; Pectinidae
Exons: 9
Coding region: 247-1218 (323 amino acids)
Biological process (GO): signal transduction
Molecular function (GO): calcium ion binding; protein binding
Source: RefSeq, a predicted model, not a curated record